AUGCCCUUCGGUCUUCGUAACGCAGCUCAGACUUUUCAACGCAUCGUAGACUCUGUCACGAGAGAUCUCGACUUUGUUUAUCCUUAUAUAGACCACAUCUUAGUAGCCAGUUCUUCCGAAGAACAGCACGCGGAGCACCUCAAGAUGCUUUCCGAGAAGUUAGCCACUAAUAGCAUUACUGUCAACGCUGACAAAUGCAUCUUUCAGCAACCAUCUAUCGAAUUUCUUGGUCAUCGAAUUGACCAGCAUGGCAUACGACCGCUCGAAGACCGAGUCAGCGCUAUUAAGGACUUUCCCGUUCCGACUACUUUGGCCGCCAUCCGCCGUUUUAGUGGGAUGAUCAACUACUACCGUCGAUUUAUGGCACGUUGUGCCGACUUGCUCAGUCCAUUGACCGACUUACUUCGUGGACGCAAGAACGGCAACGUCGAGUUGAUGCCCGCUGCAACCGAAGCCUUCACGGCCUGCAAAGAGGCCUUGGCUGAAGCCGUUAUGCUUCACCAUUUCGACCCCACAGCUCCACUCAGCGUUGCAGUUGAUGCAUCGGACACCGCCAAUGGCGCCCUCCUGCAGCAAUCCACUGAGGGAUGUUGGAAACCACUCGCUUUCUACUCCCGACGCUUACAACCGGCAAAGGUCAAGUGCAGCGUGUUCAGCCGCGAACUGCUAGCAGUUUACUCUACCGUCCGACAUUUCAGGCACGUCUUAGAAGGUCAGAAUAACGUCGUUGCUGACGCUCUUUCGCGCGUCUCCGUAAUCCACACCGCUGGCCAGGCAAUCGACUUGUCAGCCAUGACUACCGCGCAACUAAACGACACUGACUGUCAGAAAGUGAAACAAGAUUCUUCGCUACGAAUCACACCGCAUCCACUGCCGUCAUCUGAUGGCACAAUCUUGUGCGGUACUUCUACUGGACGACCUCGACCAAUCGUUCCAAAAACCUUUCGACGUCUAGUUUUGGACACACUUCAUAACAUCGCUCAUCCAGGCAUCCGAGCCACGAUCAAGCUCAUAUCCGAGAGAUACGUUUAG
Molecule: messenger RNA, 1032 nt
Organism: Dicrocoelium dendriticum
Lineage: Eukaryota; Metazoa; Platyhelminthes; Trematoda; Plagiorchiida; Dicrocoeliidae
Source: the annotation of a GenBank genome assembly